Platichthys flesus (European flounder) is the source of this 5237-nucleotide messenger RNA. It is a transcript of the gene fubp1, whose product is annotated as far upstream element (FUSE) binding protein 1. The coding region runs from base 1 to 2112 and encodes 703 amino acids. The transcript is spliced from 20 exons. Gene Ontology annotation, molecular function: mRNA binding. The record is from RefSeq and is a predicted model, not a curated record. Gene Ontology annotation, biological process: regulation of DNA-templated transcription. Gene Ontology annotation, cellular component: nucleus; cytoplasm. Lineage: Eukaryota; Metazoa; Chordata; Actinopteri; Pleuronectiformes; Pleuronectidae.
AUGAAAACCGCCAUCUUCUCGAGCCGAGCAGCAGAAGAAGACAUGGCUGACUACAGCAACGUGGCUCCCCCGUCCUCUAACUCCGGUGGCGGGAUGAACGACGCUUUUAAAGAUGCUCUGCAGCGAGCACGACAGAUUGCAGCGAAGAUCGGAGGCGAUGGCGUCGCGGCUCCACCAUCAAAUGAGUUCGGCUACGGAGGCCAGAAAAGGCCCCUGGAGGACGCUGGUGGGUAUUUUCCCAUGCCUAACCUGAAUAUCGACCAGCCAGAGACGAAGAAAGUGGCUACAAGUGAUGCCUUUUCAGGAAUGGGAGGAAUGGGUGGUGCCCCAAGAUCAUUGUCAGAAGAGUUCAAGGUCCCAGAUGGAAUGGUCGGCUUCAUCAUUGGAAGAGGGGGCGAACAAAUAUCACGUCUGCAGCAGGAAUCUGGCUGUAAAAUACAGAUUGCCCCUGACAGCGGUGGUAUGCCAGACAGGUCGGUGACGUUAACGGGACCACCAGAAGCAAUCCAGGGUGCAAAGAGACUUCUAACAGAGAUUGUCGAGAAGGGACGUCCAGCUCCAGCGUUCCAUCACAACGACGGUCCGGGAAUGACUGUUCAGGAGAUCAUGGUCCCUGCCUCUAAAGCCGGACUUGUCAUUGGAAAGGGUGGAGAAACCAUCAAAAGCCUUCAGGAACGAGCCGGGGUGAAGAUGGUCAUGAUCCAAGAUGGGCCACAAAACACAGGCGCAGAUAAGCCACUUCGAAUUUCAGGAGAGCCCUUUAAAGUUCAGCAAGCCAAAGAGAUGGUCAUGGAACUGAUCCGAGACCAGGGCUUCAGGGAGCAGAGGGGCGAGUAUGGUUCGAGAAUUGGAGGAGGUGGCGGUGGAGGAGGCGGCGGCGGCAGCAGUAAUGGAGGAGGAGAUAGCUUGGAUGUCCCCGUCCCCCGGUUUGCGGUGGGUAUCGUCAUUGGCAGAAACGGAGAGAUGAUCAAGAAGAUACAGAAUGACACGGGCGUCCGGAUUCAGUUUAAACCAGAUGACGGCAGCACACCAGACAGAAUAGCACAGAUCAUGGGUCCCCCUGACCAGGCUCAACACGCGGCAGAGAUCAUAUCUGACCUACUGAGGAGUGUCCAGGCUGGAGGACCCCCAGGUCAUGGUGGUGGUGGUGGUGGGGGCGGCGGCGGUAGAGGGCGUGGCCGUGGGCAGGGCAACUGGAACAUGGGGCCCCCUGGUGGCCUACAGGAGUUUACCUUCACAGUCCCAACAAUGAAGACCGGCCUCAUCAUUGGAAAAGGUGGUGAGACAAUCAAAGGCAUCAGCCAACAGUCCGGAGCCAGGAUCGAGCUACAGAGGAAUCCUCCACCCAACGCUGAUCCCAACAUCAAAAUGUUCACAGUCAGAGGCUCGCCACAACAGAUCGACUACGCCAGGCAGCUGGUGGAGGAGAAAAUCGGAGGACCAGUCACACCAAUGGGUGGCCCACAUGGUCCCCCAGGUCCACAUGGAGGCCCAGGCCCACAUGGUCCUCCUGGGCCACCUGGACCUCCCGGGGCUCCCAUGGGUCCAUACAACCCUGGACCAUAUAACCAGGGACCUCCAGGGCCACAUGGUCCACCCGCACCUUACCAGCCUCAGGGAUGGGGCAAUGGCUACCCACACUGGCAGCAGGGACAACCUGAUCCAAACGUUUCUGGUCCAGAUAAGGCAGCAGCUGAUGCCAAUGCAGCAGCGUGGGCAGCCUACUACGCUCAGUACGGACAACAGCCACAGACGCCCAUGACCCCAACAAGUGGCGCUCCCGGCACGGCUCAAAGCAAUGGCCAAGGUGACCCACAGGCUGCAGGUCAGAGUGGACAGGCAGAUUACUCCAAGGCCUGGGAGGAAUAUUACAAGAAAACCGGUCAGCAGAGUCAACAACCUCAGGACUACACGAAAGCCUGGGAGGAAUAUUACAAGAAGCAAGGUCAAGCGGCCCCUCAGGCCACUGCAGCAGCGGCAGCCACCCAGCCCGGAGGCCAGCCUGACUACAGCGCUGCCUGGGCGGAGUACUACCGGCAGCAGGCUGCAUACUAUGGUACCAACAGCCCUCAGGCGAUGGGUGCAGCACCACAAGCCCCUCAGGGCCAGUAAUGUGAAGCGGACAUAAAGUAAAUGCUACAUUGUCGAAACAAAAUCCUUUGUUAAAUGUUUGGAUGCAGACGCCUUGAUGAGGAUCUUAAAUUUCCUUGGUUUCAAAGUGUUUCACAGAGAUGGCAGAUUUCCCGGCGGACUUGUCCUCUUUUGUUUUUGUUUAUUUUUUCUUCUUGUAAAUGCUUUGUUUUUAGUGAGUUAAUUAUACAUAUGGUCAUUCCAGUCCUGUAUCUACAUUAAAUGUGGUUAGAACUCCUGUUUAUUGAACUGUUGACAUUACCUUGUAAAUCAUCUCAGUUUUAAAAAUGCUAUUGCCUGUUGUGUUUUUGCAAUAAAACAAACUGAAACCUCCUGUGUUGGUAAGUUGGGGUGGUUACAGAACCAGACGGGUGGGUUGCGUCAAUUUCUGUAAGUUGUUUUUACCUGAGGGGGAAGGGGGGGAGGGUUGAAGUUUAAACGCAGGCCUAGUGUGGGUUUCAUUGUUCAAAAUGGUCGACUCCAAGUUGUGCUGUCCUGUCUCUCUCCAACUGUCCAUAAGGCUCUUAGAUACAUUAUGUGCGUGCAGUGAUCCCGAGCGGUUCAGACCAACAAACGUCCUCUUGUAGAUUGACUAUUUUUAAUUAUCCACUUCCUGUUUUGUCAUUAGAAAGUUGACUGGCAUCUGUGUAUCGUAAACUCAUGCAUUUACCUGCGUUGCUGUGGCACUCUUGUUUUUAAAAAGUCUUUGCCUGGUUUGACCUUGUUGAGGUAGUAUGCUCUGUAUUUUGCCUUGAUAGACACUUCCUCCUCCUCCACAGGCGAGUUUAGAAAAGUGGUAAGCAAGUGUUUUUCUUAACAUGUUCCUCUGAAAACGUGGUUGCAAGAAAAUGCUGCAUUUUUUUUAGUGUUCUUAUAAACAUAUACAUAAAUAUAUAUAUAUUCUUGUGCUGUUCUUUUUCCAGGACAGUCAGGUAACUUGUAUGGAAAAUGCAUUGAAACGUUUGUCUUGCCCAUUCUCUCCAGUUGUGAUCUAACUCACAUGUAUAAAUUGUCUUUUUAUAAAAAAAUGUUUUUUUAAUAUAAAAACAUUGCAAAAGAAAACGUAUUUUUGCUGUGCCCAUUCUGUUAGUGUUUACCCAGUAUAAGAACGUAGAUGUUGUAGGGUCGGGGGUGGCUAAGCAGUCUUCAUCCAUCAGUUGAGCCCUCCUCUCCUGUAAGUACCAAACUGAUUUGAACUAUUGAGAGAAAAACGCCUAUUUUUGAUGCUUUACAAAACUUGAAGCGAUGUAGUACUUUUUUUGUCACAUAUUUCCAUCCCCCCCCCUCCAUGUGUUUGGGUAAGUAUGAAAUGUUCCGCGGAGAGGCUUAAGGACUUUGUAGAUGUUUGAUUCUCGUACCACAUGUUUCUGAGACUUGCCUUGUGUGACCGUUUUAACAUGACGUCUCUGACUCUUCACAGUCGUAGCGUGUUCUAGUCUCUGUGUAGGAAGUUGGAUUAUUUCUCUGAACUGAGGCUAGAAUGUCGGUGUUUAUAUCCACUGCCAGUGGAACUGUUUUAAGGAUGUCAUGUGGUUUUUACAUUUCUGACCUGCCAAGUGCCAUUGUCUAGUCGAGACUCCUGUUUUUUUACAAAAAUGCCAUUUAUUGCUGAUCGUCCCACUGCAUAUAUCCAGUGUAGCAUGCUUAGGUUUCUCAUCUGAUUUCUUCAAUGUCCUAUAUGAGCAUGUGGAAUGAUGCGAGUAGCGGAAGUGUUUCUCAGUAGCUCCGAUAUGAUGACAUUUAAUCUGCUGUUGAAAAAGGCUGUUGAUUUAUAUCUUUUUAAAAAGUCUAAAACAAUCUCUGCAUUGUUCACUGAUGGCAAACAGUGCGAUAUCUGAUCUUUGCAGUGUCGUCCCUGACCUUGCACCUUAGGUUCUGCCGCAAAAACACAGGUAAGCGAAACCUAAGGAAACCAGUGUUUCUGUUCAGUGACCAGUAUGACAUGUAAAGACAAAUGCUUACCUGUGUCGUUAACAUGCCUCCAAUGCAUUCAUGCUUAGCCGUAAAGAUAUUUCUGAAAGUCUGAACAGUCCAUAUUUUUUGAAGUAAGGAUGAUCUGCCUUCCUGAAUGAAAUGCAUGACGUGACUUGUAUGAUUGUGACAUGACGUUUUGACUUUUCAACAAAUCAGUAAAACGCUCUUUUGUAGAUUACCUGAGGAAAUAUCUUGUAAUUAUCGUAUGUGCUUAAUAUGAUGAUAGCCUUAUGUUUGCAUUCCCGGUAAGUCUGAUAGCGAUUUGUACAUUGAUGUAGUCAUCUCUCACCCUGGUGUAACAAACCGCAUGCAAUGCAAACCUGUUGCCAGUCGUUAGCCAUGUGCCGAGCUGUCAGAACGGUGAAAUACAUGAUGCUCCUUCAUUUUUUUAUCCUAUUCUCCUGUCGUGUUGUGAAUCUGCCCUGAACGUGCAGUGCAAAGUCUCUUAUUGAAACGCUGCUGCCUUCACUUCUCGCUCACAGUGUUGGAGGACGCUGCAGGCUUAGGUCGUAGAGUCAGGCCCUGUCGUAGUUUGCUUCCCCCCCCCCUACUCAAAAAGGAGGAAUCCUUUGAGUCAGUGCCACUGCUGAACGUAGACCGUUCGAGAGCUCCGGUGAUAAGGUAAAAGAACAAAACAAUAAACCCAGCAACGCAUUGAAAUUUUAAAAUUCUGUGAUUGCAAAAGUGUUGGUCAGAUUUCUGUUUUCCUGCUCGGAUUUGAUUUCUCUCUUUAAACCAUGCCAUAGUGUAUUUAGAGCUGUCUGUUGGUUUACUGCUUGAUUACUUGCAUUUAGUCACACUUAGCGAACAGGAAUGUGGGUUAGAGAGUUGGACGAGGACAGGAACUUAACACAUUUUCUAUAACAUAUGCACUGUUUCUACUGGGAGUAACAUUUGGGGUUUCUCUAGUUUUAAAAGGUCACAUAAUGUGUUUGAGGCUUUUCACUCUGUACAUGUCAGAUACUCAGUGUUUCAACACACAGUUGGAGUGGGUGUAGAAGACUAAACAAGGAGCAUGCCUUAGAGGUAAAGAGGUUUCAUGUGCUGUGUAUAUUCUAUUGGUUUGUUUUAUUAGUGAACUGUUCUGACUUUAACAUGUUGCCAUGUUCAUCAAUAAAGUUGUAUCAAAUAAA